ACGGUGGCGGCGGGAUUGCGGGGCAGAUGGUAGUGCGAGACAGGCGCGUUCGCCUUUCGUUCGCGAGGGGUUUUGUGUACGCGAGGGAGCGAGGGAGCGAGUGAACGAGCGAGCGAGCGAGCACGCGCGCGCGAACGGCAGACCAGAUACUUUCGAUUUCGUCGAGUGGGCCGGCUCUCGCCGGAGCCGUCGUGGCUGGCACUCCAGGAGGCGAACACGCCAGUCAUCGCGUGGUAGAGCGACGACGCGCGUAUUUAUCGAACACUCUUCGAGCACACAUCCGCGAACGUUGAAUUCAACGCGUCGUGCCGAUCGCUUGUCACAGUGCCGUGCGCGCAACGUGUGUGUGCGCGCGCGACGAGAGCUCAUUGCACCGCGGCACAGGUGCCUUCGAUUUACGUCAAUCAUUCGGCGGAGUGGAGAGCGGUCGCGAGAACGCGGCAGGUGAACGAGCGCGCGGUGCGCUCUCGUGAAACGUAACAAGAGACACACGAGUGCGCUCUCUCGACGGUAGUCGAAUAGGGAGACGGAGAGAAUGGAGUUGCGAUCGAUUUUCGCGUAGACCUAACGGAAUUCUCUCUCGCGGUGCGAGGGAAAACACCGACGGAGCCUAGAAGCAUGUAGAGAUUAUCGCCGAGAGAGAGAGAGAGAGAGAGAGAAUACACACGCGGAGCAGCAAUCGUCGUACUCUCGUCUCCGCCUUCGUCCACCUCUUUCGCCCCCGAACUUGCGUGUGCGCGCGUGCUCGACCGUAUGCUCAGCGUGUCAGUGGUCAUCGAUUUUCCAGCGAUCGUGUGCAGCCGGUACGUUUCACCGCCGGUGGCAACUGCAAGUGGAAGAACUAUGAAGAGAGGCAGCCGCACGAUCAGAAGGAACGCGUAGAACGACGUAUGUGCGUGCGUGCAUACGUCUCACGCACGCACGCACGCACGCACGUACGCACGCACGCAUCUCGUCGUCUCGUGUUGCGAAGAAGCCGGGAACGAGAAAGUGGGAGAGAGAGCGAAGAAGAGAGAGAGAGAGAGAGCAUAAACGUGGACUGUUGACGGCGCGCGUCCAACAUGGCUACCGCCGGUAGUAACUCGACGGUGAACGCCGGCAACGAAGCAAACGGCAGCAACGUGCCGCAGUGGAAACGCGACCUUAUACAACGUCGCCGUCAGCAGAGCAAGGUGCUCGCGAGCAGCGGCGCGAGCGUGAAGCUAUGCAGCGCGGUGAUCGGCACGUCGUCGUCGUCGUCGCCGACGACGUCGGACAACGGCGUGGAGCAGAGCGCAGCGGCGGUUCAAGAGCAUUGUUCGAUCGCCGGAGCUCUUCGCACGGUGCACUCGACGACGACGAGCAGCGAGGAUACCGCGACAUCGACCGUCGCGGUCUGCGGUGCUGGCGGUAGCGGCGUGUUGCUCUCCUCUCCCUCUUCGUAUCCAACCACGAGAAGGCCGUCGACGAGUGGCGCCACCACCGGUGUCGCUGCUGCGGUGGCGGCAACGACUGCCGAUUUCGCGUCGUCAGUCGCGUACAACAUGCGUCUCGAGGUGGAUUUAUCGCUCUGCUCGGACGCGGAGGAUGUUGUGAACGGCGCGCCGACCAAGUACGCGGACACGUCGGAACGGAAAUUGUCGGAGUACGUCGGUGACGAGAACGAGGAUACGCCGAGGAGCACGCCGGACGGCAAACUGUCGAGAGCGACCGUGAGGAUGAACGAGAGUAACGAGCGCGCGUCCUCGCAGCGCGACGAGAUUCGCGCUGUCAUAAGUGGACGCGGGAAAAGCUCCCACGGCAGAAGUGUCAGGACGUCGAAGGAAUUGUCGCGCAUGGCGCCGCUCAACCGCACGUCCAACGAGGAUGGGGAGAGCGACAGCUCCGAGGAGCUCCAGUACGGGCCGGGGAUCGUGAACAAGCUGAAAAGCAAGUAUCUUAACCUCACUCUACGCGAAACGAACAAGAGCCGCGCGUCGGUGCAACGGUUCCGGCGCGCGGCCAGCUUGGAGGAUCUGCUGGACCGCGACGACGACGAGGCGCCCGGACACGAAAAGACCGCUACCAGCAGGAAGUACGCGAAACGAAGCGGCAGCGGCGGCGGCGGCGUCAUCGCCCCAAAGACCGAUCGGUACCGGAACGCCGCCCGGGGCAAUGACUCGAUGAAGCGGGCGCGUAGCGUCGAGACCUUGAUGAGGUACAACAAUGUAGGGACAGACGACGUGACGACUGUGCGUCAGGUUUCAAUUACGCGUCCGGUAACGAACGGUGUGCGCCAGGAGCAGAUUAACGAUCACAUCAUUCUUGUAGACCGCACAUCCGUCAAGAUCGAGAGUCGCCUAGGCGAGCGCGAUCGGCCCAAGCCGAUCAACAAGCCCAAGAGGAUCAAGCCGGUGCUGGCGGAAACUGAGCGACCGCCUCCAGAUCUAGUCAAGACCACAAUGAGGAUCUUCGAAGGCUCGGCGAGAAAACUGAAACCCAAGGGCGAAGUUGCCGCGAAGGUCGCCACUUUCAAGACCAUCAACGACACAUUUAAGGCGCAAACGCAUAAAAAGCUGAUGCCGAAACCGCCGUUGCAACCGAAGCCCUUCCUCAACGGCGGUGCUCGCGCCGCAGUCAUCGGCUCUCCGAAGAAGAUCGUAUUGCCGCACAAGCCAACGGCGGAGCUGAUCGAGAAACAAGACGGCAAGGAGGAGUAUCACAUCGACGGCGUGAUCACGGAACCGAUCGUGCAGUCCGUGUCUUCGGUGGUGAGCAAGUUCCAACAGAUCGAGAAGUCGCAUUCACCCUCGCCGUCGCCGGAGCCCUCGAGCUACAAGCUGAAGUUCUCUCCGGCGAACAGUCCCGAGCCGCCGCAGACGUGCAAGUUGAAAUCCACCGCUCUGGAGAUCGCCGUCAAGUCGCCGCCGGUCACGCCGGUGCUCUCGCCAAAGAUCGCGUCGCCCAAACUGCAGAGUCCACCGUCGCCGAGCAAGGAUAUCAGGCAGAGUCUUUCUCCCGUCAAAGAUCCGAUACGGAUACAGAUCACAAGCCCGCUUCACAAACCGCCGCUGCCGAGUCCCGUUAGGGAGUCUUCGAAGACGGAAUCGGAAUCGUCGAAAGUCGCUUGUUCACAAAUCGAGGAGUCUCCGAGAACGAGCGUCGAGCACUCUCGACAGUCACAAUUGUCAGAAGCGUUCGUCAACACAGAGCGAAAAGAAGACACCAAACCAAGCCAUGUCGUGCCUGACGCUGAAGGAGAGGACGUUGAUAAGGAAGUCGUGGACGGAUCGAAAAUUAUUUCCAAGACCGCUCUGGACAACAUCGGCAAGGCCGGCAUAACGUUACAAUUCAACUUCGGUGACAAGUCUACGAGCGACAAAAGUUACUUACCGGGUGCGAAGCAGAACGAGCAGAACGCGGCUGAGAAGCGAGUUCCGGAGGACGAGCAUUGCGCGAGGACGGAGUCGAGAGGCAAGGCAAUUCCAUCGAGCGCACCCGCGAACAUCGUAGCGAUUUCGGAGGCGAGACUGCAGGAGAGGCUCGAUCCCGAGAAGGAACAGAAACUCGAUGUCAAAGAGAGCGUCGAGGAAAAGCUGAUCGUCGUGGAGAACAAGCCUAUCGGCGCUAUCUGCAGCUUAGGACUGAUCAAGCCCGCAACGACGACGUCGUAUCAGAGCGGCAACAACGAAACGAAGACGGUGAGGUGCCAGAAGAGCGAAAUUUCGCCGCCGCAAAAGCAGAUCGGCAUCAUACGACCGCUCGUCUCCACAAAAACGCAGCAUUUGCAACAGAAUCUGAGCAAUCGCGAGCUCGAGAAAAAUUUAAUCAACCGAGUGAAGAGCAUCGAGCAACCGACCAAGGUGGUAGUGAGUUUGAAAAGCGCCGACGAGAUACAACCGACGAAGAAGACGAGUGCGUCAGGCGGUGGAGGCGGCGGCGGUCUCUGGGAUACGAAGCCGUGGAACCAGCAGAACAACACGAUGGUGUUCAACUUCAGCAACCGAAAGGACGUGCCGGAUUACAUAGAGAACGACGGUCUCAUCAUCAGGAGAAAGCGGGAGAAGCCGAAGAUUGACGACAGUGGCGUAAUAGUACUGGAUGCUACUUUGGAUGCAUCCACAACCGACGACGCCGAGUGGGAAAUCUCCGGGGGUCCGCCAUCACCUUGCGACGUGUCGUUUCUCAAUGACAAUGUCCUCAUCAACGGGCGCAGCAACCUCUCGAGGACGCCACGAAAUCAUAAGCAUCGAAUACAGUUCGACGAUACGGCGACUCGUACUUUCGAAUAUCCGAGCGAAGCAUCGAUCCUCGAAGGCGAGACCAGCAGCGUGGAUGGCGAAACUUCCAGUUCCGUCGAGCAGCAAACCGCACCGAGCAACAACAAAACCGUCUCCUCGACCACCAGCUCGACGACGAGCAUGCCGUCCCUUUUAGGUGGAAGUGGAUUAGCCAGUUACACGCCUAGUAAAGUGGAUCUGACAUCGGAAGGCUUCGAGCUAGGCAUCACCCGAGCCGCGCCGAUGAUGGCUCCUGCUCCGACAACAGCCGGGGAAAAUACCGAUAACACGAGCGAAGUGGAAUACUUGAGACCGGCUCAAGACGCAGGCGCAUGGGGUUCAGAGACGACCGGAGAUCUUCUCUAUUAAAUGGAUCAAAGCAAGAUGUGUAGAGAGAGAGAGAGAGAGAGAGAGAGAGUCAAACGCUUUACCAUUACUAGCUCAACUGUCUUUUCGCAGCAAUAGAAUAAAAAUAACGAAAAUAAAGCUUAGAGGGCUAACGAAAAAAAAAAAGUAUUUUCUUCUAGCAGUGAUAAAAUCGUGAAAAAUUAUAAACAUGCAAGGAUCAAUAUUGUACCAAAGUUUAGCAACGAGUCUGCGACGAGUGCUCAAAUUUACCUCACGUGAUUGCGAGCGCUCGUCGUAGAUUGUUUAUUGAACUUCGGUAUCCAUUAAUUUAUGUGAUUUUUUUCAUUAAAUCAUGAAAAAGAGAUUGAAAGUGCGAUCUCCGCUCAUGAACGCAUCAUGUAUCGAUAGUAAAGUUUAUUUAGAUCGUUAAGUAAGAACCAACAGUAUCAUUCCAAGUAUAUGCAUUUACUUUAUAUCGUUACACUAUGUCAAAUGAACGGACUUUUCCUAUACAAUGAAUCAUCGAAACUGCCAAGAUAGAGUAGUGCUGCUUUUUUUUUUAUAAGGCACUCGAAAGGAAGAGCCCAGCGACUGAUACCUUGUUGUGUAUAAGAAGAAAAAAGAGAGAUAAAAAGCAUAUCAUCUUUCUGGCAUACUUUUACAAGAUAGAAGAGAAGUCGAUAGAGGAAUUGAGAGUUUUGUAACCUUUUUGAGAUUACUUUAAUCCUAAGCUGUGAACGUUCAAGCUGCCAGUAAAGGCCAGAAUUUUAAGCGAGUUUUUGUAGAAAACGACACAAACGAUUGAAUAUCUUAGAGAGAUUGGAGAACCAAUUAAAAAAAAAUUCAAGAAAAACAGUUCGGAUUUAGAUUUGUAAACGUUUUUGCCAAAGUAGAACGUAAGUCUACUUAGUAUAUUUAAUAAUGUAUUUGUACAAUAAGUGUCUCAAUUCGGCAAAACUGUAAGAAGUGUACAUUUCACAACAUCAUCAAUUGUACUGAAUGCAUGGCAAAUUAUAUUCUAAAUAUGCCUUGCGAAUGUGAAGAUCAAGCCAUUACAGUGUACGCGUCAUUCUAUAUUGAGCUCGCAUUUAUUUUCCAAGGAAUACAUAAUACAUAAAACUAUUAGCUUUCCAACGUAGAAGGCAUAGAAGAAAACGACGGUUUAAUGUUAGUUAUUAAUUUUAAGCAAAUUAAAUUUUGUAUAUACUAAAUUAUUAAUUGGGUCUUAACGAGCCAUCCAAAAUAAGUUAAUCGAAUCACGAAAAUUUGAAAAAUGAAAAAUUACAUUGCUUUGAGCAUGUUUUUUGUUUGUAUUACUUUUGUUCCCUUUGUUUUGUGUUAAUUUCUUCCGUUGUCUAUGUAGCAUUUCAAAUUAUCGCAGAUAUUCAAAAAUAUUGUUUUUGAAUCACAUAGGUGUAGGUAUUUAAUAAUGUACGAUUGUAGCAAUAUGUAGUUAAUACGAUUACAAUUUUAUAACUUGAACAGUGAACUGAUUCAAGCGGAAAAGUGCGAUAAAAGUAUAAUUUAUUACAAAGGUGCGUUAAAAAUAAACUGCUGCUACGUUUCUGUUAACAUGUCAAAUAUAUUUACUUUAUUAGAUGCUGCACCAGUUCACCGAAUAUUUUGUGAUGUACCGCAUUAUUUAAAAGACUUGUUCUUGUGUCACAGCGUUGUGUCUUACACUGUGAUAUUUUUGUUAACUUCUUUUUAGUAUACAAUUCUCAGCUUUUUUCAGACGCAGCGGUAUGCGAAUCGUCGGUACUGUUUGUUUGUUUCCCGUUGCUACAAUACAUGACCAUUGCAGGAAGCAAAAGAAAUGAUAUUUGUGCAAGAUUCCAAAUUGAAAACAUGUGUACAAGGGAAGAUGAAAAAGUGAAGGGAUAUUUUUCAAUUGACUUGAAAAUCAAAAAAAUUCCUUUACUUUUUAUUUUUCCUAAUAAAUAUCUUUUGUUUAAUUCGUCAGUUAUUCGCGUAAUUGUUAAUCGUAAUCUCCUUUGCUCCGAUAUAAAAGAGCUACAUAAUACGGUUUUGUAAAUUAUCAUUGUACAGUAUCAUGAAACACCAUACUUCAAGUAAAUAUUAAUAAGUGGAGACAAGUGUGAGGUGAUAAUUGAUAAUUGAAGCUUGGAUCUAUAUUAUUACUUUCUUGAAUAUACCUACCAUGUAAAAGUAAUCGUGUGAUGUACUGUCUGUGUGUUACAAAAUAUCGAGAUAAUAAAAGAGACAAUUACUCCUUACUUUUUA
Linepithema humile (Argentine ant) is the source of this 6830-nucleotide messenger RNA. It is a transcript of the gene bif, whose product is annotated as bifocal. Gene Ontology annotation, biological process: chemotaxis; neuronal signal transduction. Gene Ontology annotation, molecular function: microtubule binding. Gene Ontology annotation, cellular component: nuclear membrane; rough endoplasmic reticulum membrane. NCBI's taxonomy places the organism in Eukaryota, Metazoa, Arthropoda, Insecta, Hymenoptera, Formicidae. The record is from RefSeq and is a predicted model, not a curated record.